GUCAGCUUGAAUUAAGAGCUAGACAGAGUGAAAAUAGGGUCACCUUUGGAAGUAAAGUUUAAGUUUUAACUGUCAGUUUUUUUAUUGGAUAUUUCUGGCACUUAUCAAGGUCACCAUAGCUGUGUUACUGAGAGAUUAUUGCACUGAGAGGUUGCGGCCACUUGAUGUUAACUGGAGGUACUUGGGGACACACUUGGAUUAAACACAAUUGUACUACUAGAUUAACAACUAAAGACGUAUAAUAUCUUGUGCUGAUUUCUCUUUGAGAUUGUGCAUUCUGGUAGAUAUUCAGCCACUAACUUGUUUUGGAAGUUUUUCGUAUUUGCUGCUCUUACGGAAGAGGUAUUGUUAUAUAGUGUUUUGGAUUGGUUUGGAUUUACCUGUGCAGGCUCGUUAAAGGUGUGAUUAUGGAUGCAGAUGCUGAAGAAGCAGGUUUUGUUGUACCUGCUAAGACUAAGAACAGCCAUAACGCACAGACAACAAGCUUUGUCCAUCCAAUCACAGGAGAGAGAACAGCAGCCGAGGCCCCCGAAAAAUCUCCACUUCCAGAAAAAUCGCCAAACUCUACUCCAAAGAGCAAUAAGGAGAAAGGUAGCACACCUAGAAGAGGGAGCACCAAGAGAAAAAGCAAAGUGUUAGAUAGAACUCCAAGUGCUAAAAGGAACAUCCACGCGCCUGUCUCGUGUAAGGGUUGGCUUUAUAAGCAGGAGGGUGGUUUAAAACUGAAACAGUGGCAUAAAAGAUGGUGUGUUCUCAGUGAUUUCUGCAUCUUCAUCUAUAAAGACGACUCAGAGAGGAUCACUAAGGGUGCCAUUCUGUUGCCUAGUUACCGCAUCAACCCUUGUACCAUCAAUGAUGCCGUCAACAAAGACUUUGCCUUCAAGGCAGAGCACCAGAAUAUGAAGACAUACAUGUUUGCAGCAGAAAGUAAAUCAGAUAUGUCACGUUGGAUGAAUGCAAUGAGUCUUGCAACUAUACUACAAAAAGAUCCAAGGACUGAAAUGGAGCUUAACCCUAAACUUUACAAAAAUAACCAAGACACUGAAAGAGACGAGGACUCUGGGUUUACACCCAAUCAGAGUUACCAGAGCAGCAACCAGCCUCCUUCUGGCAACACGAGCUAUACAUCUAACCCACCAUUGAAUGGGUCACUCGACAGAACUUGGAAUAGUCCAAGUGACCAGCGCUCAAAUGGACGUGUACCAAAUAAAGACUCUCCAAUUGGGAGGAGAGAAUAUAAGCCUAGUGAAAAUGGCACAAGCAAUUUAUCAAAUAGCAAUCUAAGCCAGGGUUAUGAUAGGCCAGAUGGCCGUCAACCCGGAAUUCAGCCCCAGGAGAACGAAUGGGGCAGUUAUAGUCGGAAACUUGACAAACAAGAGCCGUAUAAUCGUCAGGAGCCCUAUGUCAAGCACGAACCAUAUAAUAGGCAGGAGCCUUAUAAUAAACAGGACCCAUACAAACAAGAGCCUUAUAAAAAACAAGAACCUUAUGGUAAACAAGAACCCUAUACAAAGCAAGAGCCAUAUGCAAAGCAAGAGCCAUAUGCAAAACAAGAGCCAUAUGCAAAGCAAGAGCCUUAUGGUAGAUCAAAAAGUAUGGAUAGGAACUUGAAUAGGAAUUAUAACCCAGAUGUGCGACAUAGUGCUGAAUAUCCAAAGUAUUUUCCCAAGAAUGGCACCCGAUCCCCUAAAUCUCCAGACAGACCUAGGAGUAUGGAUAGAAUUGAAAAAUCUCCAACAGAUCCAAGAUAUAAGAAUAAAUCACCUGUUGAUCCUCGCUACAGAAAAGAGGAGGAAAUUCCUAUAGAUCAAAGGUAUCAAAGAGAACAGGAAAUUUCUAAACUAAAGCAAGAAUCUUGGUCCAUGAAUAGAAAGGAUACCCCACAAUGGCAGCAGGAUAGUGAGCGCAAUAAAAUAAACAAUAGUUAUGAUGGGCGAAAUCGUAGCUUGACCCGUGAUUCAAUGUCUUCCCAGAAUUCCCAUGGUUCAAGUUCAAAUCCACCAGUACCCAUGGAGAAACGUGAUUCAUUGAAACAGUUACAACAAUGGAAAGAUAAGAUGAAGGGGAGCUCCCUGAUGCCUGAGAGGUACCAAACAUCACCCAGAAAGCAAUCUCCUGGACGCCAUCCUGACCCUCGGAGCACCUCCCCUAGAGACCCAAGGGACCCUCAUAGACGGUCACCAGGCCCUUCCCAGGAAACUCCACCCCAGAGAAAGGAAUCCCCAAAGAGGCAGCCAAAUCUGACCAUAUCCCCAGAAUCUGCAAUAUAUGAAAACUUUCCAGAGGAUGGUCCUGGACGACCUCCUUUGCCUUCUAUGUACCGACAACAGAUCAUACAGGAGAUAGCAGAGACCAAGACCCCCCAUACUAAGCAAGACCUCCUGAUGGCCUCUCAGACAUCUAUCAAGAGGCUGAAUGAGCCUACUUUCUUCCAAUACCCUGAGGUACCUUCAAGCAGGGUUCAAAAGACACAAAGAGAGGAGGAAAUACAGAAACAGCAGCAACAAGUUCCUGAAAGCUAUACUAGGGCUAAAGAAACUCUACAGAGGUCAGAAGGUCAACAGAGACCAGCAGGUCAAAGGUCAGAAGGUCAAAGGCCUGAGAGUCAACAAAGACCAACAGGUCAAAGGUCGGAAGGUGGUCGAGGAGCAGAGGUUAUAAGAGAGAACAGGGCACAGUAUCCUGAUAGUUAUUAUAGGGCUAAAGAAAAUGUGCAAAAGGAAGAGAAGCUUUCACCCAAGAAUGUGCAACCAUCAUACAGUACUAACAGGGAGGUGCUGAAGCAAUUAGACCCCAGAGUACAAGCGAAUGAGACAAGAGAUCAAAGGCCCAGGAAGAUGGGGGGAAGAAACCUGUCUGCUGUAAAGGAAGAUCCCCACAUGUCUGACUCCGAGAUUCUUGUCAGAGACAAUAAGAACAAGAAAAACUACCAAAAGUUCAACUUACAGAAGGCAGGACCAGGUCUCCGUAUGAGCAUCACAGCUAAUGACCUUCUAGGAAAAACACAUGAGGAGUUAGUGUUACUGUUAAUAGAGCUGAGACGUGAACUUGCGAGACUACAAAACAUGGACAAGUUCCUCAAGCACAGACUUUCGCAGAUGAGGCCCCAUGAGAAAUCAUACCAGAAAGAGCGCAGAUACUCCAAUACAAGGCUUGACCAGUCACUUGAGCAAGAACACAUUGAUUACUCUAAACUCAAACACGAGAGUGAAGAGAUACAAAAAGAGCUGGAAGUGCACACUCCAUUAGUUCACCUUGUGGACAACUUAGUGAGAAUGGGGAGCCUUUAUGGUGGAGAUAACUACAUGUUUGCUACUCAAUAUAGAAAGCAUCUUUUGAAGCCAGAAGAAUAUACGCAGCCAAGAGAAUUGAUCAACUUCUCUCGUCACUUAGAGGAGCAAAAACUAGGUGAAAACUUUAACAAUGAAAUCAAACAGCUGACUGAAGAGGAAGUGGACUUGGAGGAAAAGAAACACCAACUUGCCAGAUUACAACAACAAUUACAUCAAAGAUCUUUCACAGUGAACAGCCUCAGGGAAGAUAAGGAGCUUCUAGAAAAGGCACUUAAUGGUAUCAGCCGCAACUUGAAAGACCCAUCUAAUGAUGCCAACCGUAUAAGUUCACUCACUAAAGAAAAACAAAACAUUGAGAAAGAACUCUCCAAAGUCAGAUUUGAGUUGGCCGAAGCAUCCAAGUUGCUAGAAGAUACCUCCGCUGCCUCGUCUGUUGUUGAACAAGAGGUGGUCCUAUUGAGGACCCGGGUACACGGGGAACUGAACAAGAAGUCCUUGAGUAUGCCUGCCCUAUCCAGUGAGAAAUACAGGGAGAAACUAGAGAUGGAGAAGGAACUUAGUCAGGUUCAGAACAUGAUGGAUACAUUAGGUAAACAGAGACAGGACAUCUCUGCUACAAUGAGGGAACUGAGACACUCCAAUCCUAAUCUGGCUAGCACAGGAUCUGAAGCACCAAAGAAGAGUGGUACAUUCUUUGAGACAGACCUUGACUCUCAUAAGACAACAGAUGUGGCACUAUCUCAUAAAACAGUACCAAACAAGGAUGCCAAAGAUUUUGCCAACCAUCAAGUCAGAAGUGCUACCUUACCACAUAACAUGAGUGCAAACAGACCCCUAAGCAACACCAGUAGAACCCCUGGCAGCUCAAGUAGACCCCUUGGCAGCACCACCACACAGCAAACCAUCACCACCACUACCAGCAAUGGCUACACUCCAGUCGAUAUCAGUGAUGCAGAGGACAACAUGAAACGUUUCUAUGGUAUCCUCCCUAAAGAAAAGGCAAAGGCACAGACAGUACGUGAUGUCAAACGUGAGUCUCAGCGUCGGAGUCGCCAGAAAGAUCGGCCAUCCGGGCCCCGUUACACGGAUGAUAGCAGUGAUACGGAUGCCUCCCUCCCAAGGACCAGGUCUCCCUUAGACAAACCUGAUAGUGCCUAUAUGCGACGUACCCAAUCACUUCCACGUCAUCUCAUAAAGAAAGGUGGCCUACAACAGAGCCCUCUUGUGAGAAGCAGACCUGACAGUCCUUCAAAUCGUACAAGAUCAUCACUCUCAAGUAAAGACUUGAUUGGUCGCAAAGGUGUCGAGACAUUGAAAAAGAAUAAGGAACGUGCUCAAUCUAGUUCCUCAGCUAGAGAUCGACUAUUUGGUUCCACCUCAAGCAUGGGAAGUAGUCAACCUACCCCCACUUCAGCACCCCCACCCUUGCCUACAUCCCCACCCCCACCCCUUGAUGAUCCUGCACCCUCAGGGCCUGUUUAUUCAACCACCAAAAUAGAGAGAACUGUUACACAGCAGCGAGCACCAGAUUCAAAAUUAUUCAACCCGAGGGGGUACUCUGCCCCACCAGCUACAGCUACUGUGAAGCCAUGGAGCUCUCAGCCGAAGGAUGUAUCACGUGCUAGCCCAGUGCCACUUAGUAAACCUACCAUGGCAACUGUACACCCUAUGAACUCUUACAGCCAAUCAAUGGUCAGCAGUCACGCACCAAGUGUUCAGAAAACAAUAGUGACGACUACCAGCCGUACAGGACCCACCAGGCCUCCUGUCAAUUCUGUAGUCAUUUCCCCCACAAGUAAAUCAUUAGACAAUAAAUCACCCACCAAUAUGCCUAUCAAAAAAGCAUCAAGGAGAACCCCCGGAAUGAAGGGUCGUUCAAUGACAAUCACGAGCGGAGGUGCAGUAGCCAAUGAGCUGUUGAAUCUUAAGCGAGAGAGUGAAAGAGCCCAGAAGAAAAGCGCAGCUGGAGAUUUGAUAAUAUCAGACCCACUGUCUCCUGGUAGCUAUGUGAAGGCAGCCACAACAGGCAGCAAGAAGAUAGAUAAUGAGACAAUUGACAGAGAGCUGUUCUUGCCUGACAAGGUCAGUAUCCCCGAGCGUUACGUCCCCGAUUCAGACGAAGAAGAACUUACAGAGGAGCAGAAACAUGUUCGAGCUGAAAAGGCUGAACGGAUCAGGAGAAUGUUGAGUGCCCAUAGUCUCCAAGAGUGGACAGCUCCAGAACUGAAUAUGAAGCACAACCAGACAGUCUCCCACAAACAAGUGGAAGCUGAGAAAAAGAAGCGAGAACAUUUCCUAGAGCUGAGACAAGUCCUUGCCAGGGAGGUGUCCAUCAAGAGCAAACAACAAGCUGAAAACCGCAGGCGAACGCUAUCUGAUGAUUCGCCAACCCACCAACCAAUGGUAGAGUCCGAUGAUGAGGAGUAUCACCAAUCACGGAACAUAUAUACCCAGCAGCGAGAGAGCCUAUUUACAUGAACAUUUAAAGAAGCAGUUGUAAAUAUUUUAAAACCAUGAGUUAUGUAUAUUGUGUACAUAUGAUAGACAAUGUAUAAUCAAACAUCAAGUCCCUGUUUACCUCCACACCCAUGGAAUAAAAAUACCUGUGUCAGGAUUUAUGGGGAGGGACUAGGGAUUUUAUGCAAGGCUACAUUUGUAAUUGAAACAUUAAUUCUAUAAAACUGUAAACAGCAUACAAGAAAAACCCAUGUACAUAUUGAUAUUCUGUGUUCAAUUUUAGCUAUUGUGUUAGCUAUAUAUUCUAAUUGUUAGCUAUCUAUUAUAAUCAUAUUGUUAGCAAUAUAUUCCAGUAACAGUAUGUAAAACCUUUUUGUCAUUCCUUUUUGGAAACAAAAUCAUGUAAAGGCAUAGCUAAUGAUCAUAUAAUUCCUCUUGUAUACAUUAUGUAUACUAUUAAUACAAGUUUAAAGAUUAAAAAUAAAUGAACAAAUGAUUUCUUGCAGUCUUUGUAUAUUAUCAUAACUUGCCAGUUUGAUACACAUGCAGUCGUCAUGUUUAUAACCUUUCAAUGCAAAACAGAGAGAUUUUAUUAAUCAAAAAGAUUUAUAUAUUUUCAACUUUUUACAGAAGAAAUGUUUGUUGGUACAUCAAAAUGAUAAUCCACGUGUCAUGUGUGUCGCUUGGUGAAGGUAUUUAAUCAUUUAUACUCAUGUUCAGACCAUGACAGUUUGCAAGUCUAUUAUAUAUAGACGUCUCAUUAUAGAGAACAAAACAACAGAAUUUCCCUAUUGUAAUAUUUUUACGCAUGGCAAUAUACAUGCGUUUGUUAUGUAGUAUAUGUACAUAUAGAUACAGUAUAGUUUUAUUUAGCAUUCUGCUGUCCAAAUAUCACAUAUCAGGUUGUUAUAGAAGAAUAUAUUAGAAGAGGUUCUAAAUAUAAAUGUCAUCUUGGCCAUGAAUAUUUUACUAUAACUAUUCAGUUAUUUUGGAAUUUGAAUUCACUGCCAUUUUUCAUAUUUUUCAUUAGAAGAGUGAAUAUUUCUACCCUUUGCUCAGCAGAAAAUAAUAGUGUGUACUGCCCUCUGACUAUCCUUGAUCAUUUUACUAUUUGGCUUUCAACAAGUAAAAAUUCAAUAGAAUGACAUGAUUGUUCAAUCACUGUGACUUAGCAAUGGGUGGAUCUGAAUGGUUCAGAGAGCUCAGAGGUUUAUCUCGCAUGAAGAGUAUCAGACACUGGAUCAAUCUUUCUAAGAGUAGUGGAUAAUCAUUGUCAUGGUGGCAUUAUAUAGGAAUGUGUUUGCUCACACAUUUUAAGGUGCCUUAAAAUAGAAAUACACGUAUAUGAUAAGGGUGAAUCAUAAUAAGGAUUUUAGACAUGCUGGUCAAAGACAAAUGAUGGACCAGUUGCAAUGUAAUUACAUGCUGAAAAAUAAGCUGGUCCAGACCAAAAGAAACUGGCCAGGACCACUGUAUCAGUGCUUAUUUGAAACCCUGCCUAUUGUAUCUUUCAUUCCUCUGGGAACGAUUACACAGGAAAAACUUUGUUAUGAUCAUUAUUGACUUGAUUCUUUUGUUUAAUUAACAUAAAUAUUCAGCAUUUACAAAAUAUAUGUGCAAGAAAUGUGGGAAAUCUGAAUGGCUCUAGUGAGUGUGUAUAAAGAAAUAGAAAGACAUUUUAGUACUUGUUAUAUUUGAGGAAUAUAAAGUUCAUCAUUAAUAUUGAUUAAUAAUGUAUUUUCAAGAUAGAUUGAAAAAAGAUUUGGGCUAUUUUUUAUCUUUGAAAUGUUUACAAUAUCCAAAUGAAGUUUAAAAUGUGUAAGUGUUAUUUUUACAAAAUGCAAAUAUGUACAUAUAAUAGUAAGAUAUAUCAGCUGAAGCUUUCAGAUACUGUUUGUAUAGCAUAACACAUAUGUAUAUAUUUAACAUAUAAUAUUUUAUACACAUCAAAUAUUGCCAGUUUUGAAUUAAUAAUGAAAUUUUUUUAUUGAAAAUGUUACUUUUAUUUAAGGUUCAUUCAUUCAGCAUUACUACUGGUAAAAUUCUAUUUUUCAAUUUUAUGAAAUGUUUCAACUGAUAAGAUUUGAUUGGUUUAUAUUAGCUUGUAAUUUGUAAUGAUACAUGUAACUCUUAAUGAUGUAUUGUUUAACAUGUUUUAAUUAAAUAAUUUGGCAAUUGCAAUUUUCCAGUGCAUUGUAUUACAAAUGUUAUAAAAACAGUUUUUAGUGAAGUGUUUAUAGUUCUAUGCUUUACAGUAACACAGAUGCAUAUACAGUUGAAUGUGUUCCUCUACUUUAAGAGAAAUAAAGAUAACAAUACCACAAAAUUAUGUUGAAUUUUGUAAAUAAUAUUGAAUUUUGUUGACUAAGAAGUC
Molecule: messenger RNA, 8124 nt
Organism: Owenia fusiformis
Lineage: Eukaryota; Metazoa; Annelida; Polychaeta; Sabellida; Oweniidae
Source: the annotation of a GenBank genome assembly